Molecule: messenger RNA, 582 nt
Organism: Dipodomys ordii (Ord's kangaroo rat)
Lineage: Eukaryota; Metazoa; Chordata; Mammalia; Rodentia; Heteromyidae
Gene: Spink9
Product: serine peptidase inhibitor, Kazal type 9
Exons: 4
Coding region: 6-275 (89 amino acids)
Molecular function (GO): serine-type endopeptidase inhibitor activity; protein binding
Source: RefSeq, a predicted model, not a curated record
UAAGAAUGACUGUCUCCUUGUCAUGGAUGAAAUUUGUUUGCAUCAUUGCCUUGAUGUUUCCUCUUCAUUCUGACACUUCUUUUACACAUGCAGCGCAUCCUCAUCAGAUGGGUUUGGAUUGUUCUGUCUAUGAAAACCAUUUGUACGCGUGCACCAGGCAAUAUGACCCAAUCUGUGCAUCCGACGGCAGAACCUAUAGCAAUGAAUGUGUUUUCUGCAGCCAUAAAUUAAGUAGCCAAGAAGAUUUAGCAUUGAAUCACUUCGGUCGGUGCUGAAUUUUGCCUGAACUACCUAUUCUUAGAGCCUGGAUUGUAACUCUGUUUCAACUUGAAUGCCAUCAUCAACUGGAAUCCUUUCAAAUCAACUUCUUAAAAUUCCAUCUCUGUUACAGAAGAUGGAAUUGACAGGUUAUAGAAUCUUUCCAAACUGAAAGCUGGAGAUGGUAGCAAUUUCUGUCUAUCUUCAAUGGUUUGAUCGAUGAUAGUCUGAGAAAUAUUCUUAAAUUUCGGCUAGAUAAAAUUAAACCUAGUGUAACAGAUAAUCAUAAAUAUUUCAUUCAAUAAAGUGACUAAACUAUUCCAC